CUAGCGUACUCGACAUACCCUUGGACAUACACCUCUGCUCGUACAGAUGAUCGCGUUGUUGUUUCAUUCUCUUCCCUUCCCGGUGGUUCUAUUCAGAACUAUAACUUUCGCCACACUAUCUCGCAUCAAGUCGGACACUGGGCCGGUCUUUACCAUACAUUCGAAGGAAGAUGCUUGGGAUCAGUCGACUAUGCUUCUGAUACUCAUGCGGAGGCGUCUCCUGCAUAUGGAUGUCCAUCAGGGCUUCCGUUGGUAUAUAAUUACAUGGACUAUUCAUAUGAAAGCUGUGUGGAAGAAUUUACUGGGGGCCAGGCGGUGGCAAAAACUGAG
Molecule: messenger RNA, 330 nt
Organism: Guyanagaster necrorhizus
Lineage: Eukaryota; Fungi; Basidiomycota; Agaricomycetes; Agaricales; Physalacriaceae
Exons: 2
Molecular function (GO): metallopeptidase activity
Source: RefSeq, a predicted model, not a curated record